UGCCGCCUUGUAGUCGCACUUCUGAGGUGGUUGCGUUGCGUCGUGUCUUUCUGUCUCUGUCCCGCUCUUCCUCAUAAUUUUUCCUGAUUUUCUCUUGAUUUUUUCGUGACAGAAUCGGAAACAUUAAUACUUUCUGAGGCAGAUUGCCUUUUAUAAAUUUUUUGACAGACCCCCUCAUCCGUACAACGAAUCGAGAUAACUAGUAUCAGAUGGCUCCUGUGACUCGUAGAAACCCACAACAACCAUCCGUUGAAGCUCGAGUGAAUGAGGCAACGCAAAGGCAAAACGUAUCAGGUUCAGAUAUGGAUAACCAAAUUGACAUGAAUGACGACCCAGUCAUUGACAAGUCAUGCUCGUUCCGAACGUCGAUGACAGUGGAAAUUAAGGAGAUAACGUGGGAAAUUAAAGAUUUCAAAGCGCUGUCACAAAUGAAGGAUGGUUUUAAGAAUGUGUAUAUAAGUUUCGAAGCCGGUCAAAGUAUUAAGCUCCCAACAAAGUGGGCUUUCUUUAUUCGUCGAAUUGAUGACGAUUUUGGCCUUUACUUGCGGCUGCUGCAAAAACCGCCCACCGAGAAAGAAAUUUUCGUCCGUUUUGAUUCCGCCGUCAAGCGUGUCGGGGGUGGAGAAUUUAUUCGACUGUCCACCGAAGUCGUGGAUUUAAGCAGCGUCGCGGAUUGGGGGUGGUCCAGCUUCUCAACCAUUCCGAAACUCAUAUCUGCUACGUCGAACGUCUUACAAGAUGAUAUGUUGACUCUCUCUUUGAAGUUGUACCUUUACUCCAGACAAACAGUGGACCUGGCUGAAAGUCAAAAGUUGGUCAAGCUAAAGACUGAUUGUCAGAAACUGGUGGCAAGUGCGUUGGAAUCUUCUCUUGUGAACAAACGUUAUUCUGACGUAACCAUCAUGAGUGCGGAUGGUGUCGCCUUUCAAGCACAUAAGGUGAUCUUGGCAGCUCACAGUCACGUUUUCGAUGCUAUGUUUACAACUGAUAUGACUGAAAAAAAGACGGGAGUAGUCGCAAUUGAUGACAUUCAAAGCCCAGCGUUCGCUGUUUUAUUAAAAUUUAUGUACUCUGGACAAGUGGACGAUGCAUGGCAUGAGGCUAGCGAGGAAGUAAUCUAUGCCGCAGAUAAGUACAAUAUUCCUCUUCUGAAGUCGUAUUGCGAUCACACAUUGGCAGCCAGCUGUAACCUAUCAAAUGCGCUUGAUCUCUUAAAGUUGUCGCGACUCCACAAUCUCACCGUUGCUAGCAAGCAAAUUUCAGAUUAUAUCAAAUUGAAUAUGGAUGCGGUGCUUCUAUCCGUGUAAGUCAAAGUUGACAGCGUGUUCUUUGGUUCUCAUAUUGCCUAUUAAUAUUACCAAACAGUAAAACUACAAAUAACUUACUGAGACUGAUGACUGAGACUGAUGAUAGAAACUAAAAUACAGAAUUUCCAUUCAUUUCAAUUCAGAUUUCAUUUUGCAUAUUAUCUGUAUCGUAAUUUUCUUACUGACAAUAAAAUAAAGCGUCGAAAUCUAAAUUGA
Messenger RNA from Folsomia candida, 1523 nucleotides. Its product is annotated as speckle-type POZ protein. Gene Ontology annotation, molecular function: ubiquitin protein ligase binding. The transcript is spliced from 7 exons. The coding region runs from base 210 to 1307 and encodes 365 amino acids. The record is from RefSeq and is a predicted model, not a curated record. Gene Ontology annotation, biological process: regulation of proteolysis; proteasome-mediated ubiquitin-dependent protein catabolic process. Gene Ontology annotation, cellular component: cytoplasm. NCBI's taxonomy places the organism in Eukaryota, Metazoa, Arthropoda, Collembola, Entomobryomorpha, Isotomidae.